GUCUGCAUCUGGGGGUCCGAGCUGCACUGGACUCCUCACACUUUAAAAAGACAUUUUCCCCUCCUCACAGCCUGCCUUUUUGCUCGAACUCUCUCUCCCUCUCUCUCUCUGUCCCUCGCUCUCGUUGGCUGCCAGGCUCUCUGCACAGUGCCAGGGAGAAGGGUCUCCAGGAGCCAACGCUGACGAGAGGAGACAAAGGAAAAUAGAGGAGGAAAGGAAAGAAAACUGAGAAUAUUUUAUUUUUCUCCUCCAUGAAGCGGUGAAACCAGAUAUCAUAGUUAUAACUAAGAACCCAUGCAGUUGGCUGAGGGGGGACUCGCAGAAAGAGCGCCACCUCACCUGUGGAGACUUGUGAAGCCCGGUAGAUUGACGCAGCAGCAGGUCCUCCUACAUUAACCAGGAACGGUUCGUAGUCUUCCAACUACCCCUUCCCAGUGACUUCUUCCAGCAUGGGUCCAAACAGCCUGGGCCUCAGAGUCCUCCUCCUGACCGCUCUGCUGAGCAUGGCCGGCGCCGGGCUGGUCCAGCGGACCAUCAGGCAUCGGCGGGAGUCCCUGGCGCCCACUGUGCGCGACAACCUCACCCUCCCUAACUCGGGUCAGCCCGUGGUCUUCAACCACGUGUACAACAUCAACGUGCCCGCCAGCUCCGUGUGCUCUGUGGACCUGGACUCCCCGGGCAGCUCCGAGCUGGAACCCCUGGAGUCGGCAGACGGCCCCUCCUCCCCCGGGCUGAGCACCACCGAGCACACUCUGGACCAGGAGAACCAGAUCGUAUUCACCCACCGCAUCAACGUGCCACGGCAGGCGUGCGGCUGCGCCGACGCCGAUGCGGGCGGACUCCCGGAGCUGAAGGCGCUGCUGAGCCGUCUGGAGAUGCUGGAGGCGGAGGUGUCCACGCUGCGACACCAGUGUGGCGGCGGAGAUGCGGGCUGCUGCACCGCGCAGGUCACAGGCGAGGUGGGCACCAAGCCAUACUGCGGCGGCCACGGUAACUACAGCACGGAGAGCUGCGGCUGCGUGUGCGAGCCGGGCUGGUCCGGAGCCAACUGCAGCGAGGCCUCCUGCCCCAACGCCUGCCACGCCCAGGGCCGCUGCCUGGACGGCCGCUGCCACUGCUUCCCGGGCUUCUCCGGGGACGACUGCCGGCGGCAGGCCUGCCCUCGGGACUGCGGCGAGAGCGGCGCGUGUGUGGACGGGCGCUGCGUCUGCAACCCGGGCUUCCAGGGCGACGACUGCUCCCAGACCGACUGUCUGAACAGCUGCCUGGGGCGGGGCCGCUGCGAGGACGGGGACUGCGUGUGCGAGGAGCCCUGGGGCGGCCUGGACUGCUCGGAGCACACCUGCCCCAGCGACUGCUACGACCGCGGCCGCUGCGUCAACGGCACCUGCUACUGCGACGAGGGCUACGCCGGCGCCGAUUGCGGCCAGCGCCUCUGCCCCCAGGGCUGCCACGGCAACGGCUUCUGCGGCGCGGACGACCAGUGCGUGUGCAGCGCAGGCUACGGCGGCGAGGACUGCUCGGCGCUCACCUGCCCCGGCGACUGCGGCGGGCGUGGCAGCUGCUUCAACGGCGUGUGCAUCUGCGACGCCGGGUUCCGCGGCGAGGCCUGCGGCGAGGCGGCGUGCCCCAACGACUGCACGCGCGGCCGCUGCGUCGACGGGAAGUGCAGCUGCGACGCCGGAUUCCAAGGCGACGACUGCUCGGAGCUGUCCUGCCCCGACGCGUGCCGGCACCGCGGCCGCUGCGUCGACGGCCAGUGCGUGUGCGACCAAGGGUUCGCCGGCGAGGACUGCGGCGUGCGGACGUGCCCGGGGAACUGCUACGGGCGCGGGGAGUGCGUGGCCGGCCACUGCGUGUGCGACCCAGGGUACGUAGGCGAGGACUGCGGCGCGCUGAGCUGCCCCAACGACUGCUACGGCCGCGGGCGCUGCGUGGCCGGGCGCUGCGUGUGCGACGAGGGCUUCGCCGGCGAGGACUGCGGGCAGAAGGCGUGCCCCAACGCCUGCCUGGCGCGGGGCUUCUGCCUGGACGGGGCGUGCGUCUGCCAGGAGGGCUUCUCCGGGGACGACUGCUCCGUGGUCACGUGUCCUGACAACUGCGGCGGCCGCGGGCGGUGCCUGGACGGCAGGUGCUCGUGCGACGUGGGCUACGAGGGGCCCGGCUGCGGGGAGCUGAGCUGCCCCGGGGACUGCCGGGACACGGGCCGGUGCGUGGAGGGCCGGUGCCAGUGUGAAGAGGGCUACAUCGGAGCGGACUGCAAGCAAGUUUCCCCGCCGACGGACCUCUUGGUGAGCGACGUGACCCCCCACACGGUGGACCUGUCCUGGAGCAACGAGAAGCUGGUGACACAGUACAUGGUCACCUACGUGCCCACGGGCCCAGGCGGCCUGCGCCAGGAGUUCAGCGUGCCCGGGGACGACAGCACCGCUCGGGUAGAGGGGCUGGAGCCCGGGGUGGAGUACCUGAUCAACGUUUACGCCGUCCUCAACAACAUGAAGAGCGUGCCCGUGAGCGCCCGGGUGGCCACCAGUCUUCCCCAGCCGGAGGGCUUGAGGUUCAAGUCGGUGAGGGAGUCUUCCGUGAAGGUGGAGUGGGACCCGCUGGAGAUCACCUUUGAUGGAUGGGAGCUCAACAUCCGCAACAUGAAAGAAGAGAAUGGAAAGAUUGUGAAUAUCCUGCCGUCAACACAAAACAACUUCGAGCAAUCAGGGCUUGGUCCUGGACAGGAGUACGAGGUCUCUCUCCGAGCCAUCAAGAACAACACGAAGGGCCCUCAGACCACCAGGACCUUCAGCACUAAGAUCGAGGGCCCUCAGCAGGUCCUGGUAAAGGACGUGACAGACUCCUCUGCGCUGUUCUCGUGGUCCCAGCCUGUGACCGAGGUCACCAGCAUCACGGUGACCUACGCGCCAACCUCCGACCCCUCGGACCAGACCAGCGUCGACCUCACCAAUAUGGACACCCAGUACAUCGCAGGGGACCUGAGGCCCGACACCGAGUACCAGAUCUCCCUGACCUCCAGGAGGCGGGGCGUUGCCAGCGACCCCGUCAGCAGGACCUUCACCACCGAUCUGGAUAGUCCCAGGACCCUGAAGACCCUGUCUCAGACAGAUGACAGCAUCAGCCUGGAGUGGAGCAACAGUGAGGCGGACGUGGGCGGCUACAGAGUGAAAUACACCCCCUUCUCCGGGGGUUCCCCUCGUGAGGAGCUGUUUCCCAGCGCCGCGGGAGAAACCACAAAGGCUACCAUUACCGGGCUAAGACCAGGCACGGAGUACGGGAUCGGAGUCACCGCUGUUAAAGAUGAGCGGGAGAGUUUGCCUGCGACUACAAAUGCAGCCACUGAUCUGGAUCCUCCCAAAGACCUGGAGGUGGUGGAUUCGACGGAGACCUCUCUGAUGCUGCGCUGGAAGAAGCCCAAGGCUAAGCUCAACGGCUACACGCUGGCGUACACCUCCAGAGACGGCCCCUCGCAGGAGCUGAGGCUGCCUCCCACGGCCACCAGCCUUGCCCUCGAUGACCUGAACCCGGACACGCUGUACAGCGUGGCCCUGACCGCGGAGCGGGGUCCCAAGAAAAGUUCCCCAGUGAGCCUGUCUGCCUCCACAGAGGAGAUCAGCCCUAGGGUGCUCACCCUCACCGUCUCUGACACCACAUGGGACAGCUUCAAUGUGUCCUGGAGCCCCCCGGCGCACCAGGACUUUGAGGGCUUUGUCCUUGAACUAACAAACUUGGAGAACCCGGCCGAGAGCCAGAACCUCACUCUGUCCGGGGAGGCCUUCAGCCUGCUGGUGUCGGGGCUGGACCCGGACACCGGCUACAUGGUGGGCCUGUACGCCAUGCUCCCGGACCGCUUCCUGGAGCCGGUGUACACGGAGGCCACCACAGUGAGCCGAGCGGUGGUUGGCAAUCUAUAUGUGUCUAACUUAACGUCAGAAGGUUUCUCAAUGUCGUGGAAUGGUACGCAAGGACACGUUGACGGUUAUGUUCUGGAGAUAAUAGACUCUGAUUGGCUGACGGAGCCGCGGGAACAUAACAUAUCAGGUGACGUCCGGUCGUACGAUGUCACUGGACUGCGGCCUAGCACUGACUAUGUAGCCUACCUCUAUGGGGUCUCCAAGGGAUCUCGAACCAAUGCUGUCAGUUCUGUCGCCUCUACAGCUGCGGAGCCUGACUUGUCCAGGCUCGUGGUUUCAAACAUUACCUCAGACCGCUUCUCUCUGUCCUGGCAGACGGGAGAAAAGGCUUUCCAUAACUUUAUCGUAGAGGUCCGAGAGUCGGCCACGCCCUCGCGGGCCAUGGGCCGCGCACUGUCUGGAGACGCGCGAUCCACGGUCAUGACCGGCCUCAAGGCUGCCACUCAGUACGACAUUAAACUGUACGCCAGUAGCGGCGGCCAGAACUCACAGCCGUUGUUCGCCGUAGCCACCACAGAGGAUGCCCCACAGUUGGGAACUCUAACCACUGCGUCGGUGAGCCCAGAUAACCUCACCCUGUCCUGGAGCACUGUCUCGGGCCACUUCGAUGUCUUUGUGGUCCGCGUCAGUGACUCCCUGCAGCUGUUUGAUACGCUGGAGUUCAAGGUGCCCAGCCCGGGGGGCAACGUGACAGUGUCUGAGCUGCUGGACGCCACAGACUAUGAUAUAGAGCUGUACGGUAUCUCUCAUGGGCGCCGCAGCUCCUCUGUGUUUGCCCAUGCCAUCACAGCUCCUUUGCCCAGAGUGGAAAACUUGACCGUUACAAACAUUACCCCAUAUGGCUUUCGUCUGUCCUGGGAGACCAAGCAGACGAAGCAGGAGGGGGCGCCCCCUGGUGGCACCUUCAAGCACUUUCAAGUAGUUGUGACAGACUCGGGCUGGCUGUUGGAGCCGCAUGAGUUCAAUGUCCCGGGAAACCAGUCAUACUUGGACCUGUGGGGGCUGAUCACAGGCAUCGGCUAUGAGGUCAGGUUGACGGGGGUUUCUAGCUCGGGCCUGCUCUCCCGCCCGCUGACCACAGUGGCUAAGACAGAGGCCGAGCCCGAGAUAGAGCACCUGUUUGUGUCGGACGUAACGGCCGACGGCUUCCGUCUGUCGUGGACAGCCGACGAAGACCAGUUCGACCGCUUCGUCAUCAGGAUGAGGGACGGCAAGAAGGUGUCCAAGGUGCACGUGCGCGACGCCCGCGGCGAGGAGCGCACCGCCGUGUUCACGGGUCUCAUGAGCGGCACCGAGUACGACAUCGAGCUGUACGGGGUGACCCUUGAGACGCGCUCGCAACCCAUCAUGGGGGUCGCUCAGACAGGCCUCGGUUCCCCCAGCGGCCUUAGUUUCACCGAUGUGAGUGACAGCUCGGCCGUGGUACAGUGGGCGAAGCCAGGCUCCAAGGUGGACAGCUACCGGAUUGUCUAUGUGCCGCUCCAACAAGGGAACCCCAUGAGUGUGACCGUGGACGGGGCUGAGACCCAGGCCCUCCUGCCCGGCCUGGUUCCUGGGAAGACCUACCAGGUGACCGUCAUCGCGGUCAGGGGCCUGGACGAAAGCAGCCCCUCCACCGACACCGUCACCACCGCACUGGACGGGCCCCAGAGCCUGGGUGUGCUGAACAUCACGGAGACCUCGGCCCUGUUGCUGUGGGUGCCCAGCGCGGCCACCGCGGACGGCUAUGUCAUCACGUACAGCGCAGAUUCAGUGACUCCAGUGGUGGAGCACGUUUCGGGGAACACAGUUGAGUUUGAGAUGGGCUCUCUGGUCCCGGCCACUGAAUACACGGUGGAGGUGUAUGCCUUGAAGGACGGCCAGAAGAGUGGCGCGGCCACCGUGGACUUCACUACAGACCUGGACUCCCCCCGGGACCUGACGGCCAGCAACAUCCAGAAGGACGGGGCCACUCUCAGCUGGCGGCCUCCCCGCUCGGCUCUCAGUGGAUACACACUCAGCUUCUCUGCUGGAGACGGAACCGUCCAGGAAGUGAUGUUGAGCCCCACUGCCAGUUCCUACACCCUGAGCAACCUGAUUGGCUCAACAGACUACAGCGUCACCCUGCAGGCCGUUGCUGCAGGCCGACACAGCCCCCCGCUCAGCACCACCUUCACCACCACAGGCCUUCUGUACCGCCGCCCCCGGGACUGCGCCCAGGUGCUGUUGAACGGGGAGGAGUCCUCAGGCCUGCACACCGUCUACCUGGGGGGCGACGAGAACCAGCCCACACAGGCCUACUGCGACAUGACCACGGACCAGGGGGGCUGGCUGGUCUUCCUCAGACGCCAGAACGGGAAGCAGGAGUUCUUCAGGAACUGGAGGAACUACACGGCUGGCUUCGGGAACAUGGAGGAGGAGUUUUGGCUCGGUCUGGCCAAUCUUCAUAAGAUGACCAACUCGGCCAACUACGAGCUACGCGUGGACCUGGGAGAUGGCGCGGAGACUGCCUAUGCACAGUAUGACAAGUUCACCAUCGCAGAGCCGCGGACCCGCUACAAGAUCUACUUAGGCGCUUAUAGCGGAACUGCUGGUGAUUCCCUUACCUACCACCAUGGGCGCCCCUUCUCGACCUUCGACAACGAUAACGACGCUGCCGUUACCAACUGUGCGUUGUCCUAUAAGGGGGCCUUUUGGUACAAAAACUGUCAUCGUGUCAACCUAAUGGGGAAGUACGGCGACGAAAGUCAUAGUAAGGGUAUCAACUGGUUCCAUUGGAAAGGACACGAGCACUCCAUUCAGUUUGCAGAGAUGAAGAUGAGACCGGUCAACUUUAGUAAUUUUGAAAGCAGACGCAAAAGAUCAUAGAUUUCUGAACCCAAACCCCACCCCAAAACCCCCAAAUACCAUUGUUAAAGGUAGGGUUGGCAAUUUGGGGAUACAGGGCAGAUUUAAGUCUAUUUGUCAAGCAUAAUAACCCCCCCCCACCCCUAAGGCCUCCCUUCAAAGCCACGUCCCCAAAACAUGUGACUAGCUUUAGACCGAUUGCUGUCAAGGUGCCAAUAUAAUUUCCAGAAAUACGACACAAAAUGCUUCUAUAAUAAAUUGCCUAACCUACCUUUAACUGAGGUUGAAGUCAAGUCAUUUUUAUUUGAAUCUCUCGACAAAAAAUUACAUUAAUAUAGGUAAAUAUAAGAGAAUCAUGUGCUGGAUGUGAUGCUUAAUGGCUGUAGGAACUGUGCUUGACUAUUCUAUUGGUAAAUGAGAACGCCAAGAUAACAAAUACAUUGUGUUGAUAAUGUGCGAUAGAUUAGAGAAUGUGAUUAGACACUGUAAUAUUGUUCAUGACUGUUUUUUAUGUUGACAAAUUUAAUUCCAUGAGAAAGAUUCCCGCAAACUGCCAAAUAUUAAAAGACUUAUAAACUUUUACCUAAAAAUAAUAUAUAUUCACACUGUACGAGGAAAUAUCUGAAAGGGUCAACAGGAAAGGGUUCAGUGAGUAUGAACUGUACCACAUCACUGUGUUAGCAGAACAUGUUAGAAAAAACAUUGUAAAUGUCAUAAUACCACUUGGUGGACGCAUUUAUAUAAUAAUAUUGAGUGGAGAAAUUCUUAGUAUGGGUGGUCCCAGUGGGAAUCAAAGCCCUAACCCUGGCUGGGUUCAUGCCACGCGCUACCAGACCUUACGCUUCCCAUUGAAAUGUACAUUUUACACAUGACUCCGUCUUUAGCAGGCCUACUUGGAAUGACUAUUUAAACCACAGAUAAUUAAUUAGGAUGACUUUGAAGGAAGAUGAUGAAACAGAAGAUGUUGCUUGUUGAAUAUUUUGACAUGUUGUCAUACUAUGUGUUUAGUGUUGGAACCAGGAGAGCCGUCUCUGGAGAUGAAGAUUUAGAAAAAGUCCACAAACGACUGGUUUAAAUUAAGUUUUGUUUGUUUUAACUUGAUGAAAAUGUAUGUUUCUCUCUGAUUAAAUAACCUUAAAUAUAUUAAGUAUCUUUGUAAAUU
Molecule: messenger RNA, 7908 nt
Organism: Gadus chalcogrammus (walleye pollock)
Lineage: Eukaryota; Metazoa; Chordata; Actinopteri; Gadiformes; Gadidae
Product: tenascin-like
Molecular function (GO): protein binding
Source: RefSeq, a predicted model, not a curated record